This is a messenger RNA of Mytilus trossulus (common blue mussel), 2661 nucleotides long. RefSeq lists its product as uncharacterized. The coding region runs from base 368 to 2521 and encodes 717 amino acids. The record is from RefSeq and is a predicted model, not a curated record. The transcript is spliced from 2 exons. NCBI's taxonomy places the organism in Eukaryota, Metazoa, Mollusca, Bivalvia, Mytilida, Mytilidae.
GAUGUUUACAAGUUUGUCUUAGAGGUUAUUGGAAACACAUCCAUCGUACUAUGUUAUAAUUGUCUUGUACAUACUUAACCCAAUAAUGUUUACUAUUUUCGUAUCUAUCUCAAGUGUGUAGGAAAAUCCACGUUCUGUUCUUAUAAGUAAAUUCUAUAUAGUUUUUUAAACAAACGUUGAAGUUUCUAUAUCAGUUGGAAAUAUAUAUCAGAAAUAAUUAGCUAUGAGAGACAUACUGCAAUGUUUUAUGAUGCUAAAAGUGGUAAAAGACUAAAAUAGUUCUCAACUACGCAACGUGUCAAUAACCUUAUAAUUCAGUUAGCCAGUUAAUGCUUUAUAAAAUACUCAAAGGUGAUCAUCUUAAGAUAUGUAUAGAAAAUAUGUAUCAGUGAUUUUACUGCAAUUAUUGUGUGUGAUCUUAUCUAUACAGUCGAUUUAUACAAAGAAGGAGGAAAUAGAGAGACUACAGAAAGAAAUUGGUAAGCUCUCCCGUCAAGUUAUGCUACAACAAUUAUUUAUAGAAGAAAAAAUUCGAAGUGACGGCGAUUCAGGUUUGAAACAAACGAGAAUUAUAAACGAUGGAACAAAACCGUACCACUUUCCGACAACGAGAUCAAAACGGGGAGUUGCAGCCAUUCAUGAUCACUCCCAUAUGAAACGUACAAUAGGUGUCGGUGAAUUUGUUGCCGUGUUAAAUGGAGUUGAAUUCAGAACACGACAUAAUGAUCCUGAACUACGCAUGCCAAGUACUACAUCAAACAAUUUCUUAGAAACUGAAGAAAUACCUUUCCCUGAUGUUCCACCUGAGGUAAUACAGAAACCUACUGAGGCUGAACAGGUACAAGAAAUGCGCGAGUGGUUUAGGGCUUUUAAUAAUCAAAAUUACACAGAAAGGGACUAUCGCAAAUAUUUCAAACCUGUUCUGUGUUAUCUAGAGGGAAUGUGGGUCUAUGAUAACUAUUCUCAUAUAUUGGAACCAUUUUUAAGUGACAGGCAUCAGUUUGAUGCAAGCACUUUUAAUGACCUUGAAGAGAAAAUAAUGUUCACAUCUUACGGAGGACGAAAAGACGGUCUUGAAAAUUUUGGAUGGCUCCCAAAAACUAUAAUUAAUAUUGAAAAUGGGAAAUCCCCAUUAUACGGCCAAUGGAUAUAUAGAAUUGUUUGUCAUCCUUUGAAGCGUGAUCUUCCAUUAAACCGUUUGCGCAUGGCCGAUGAUUUAAGCUCGAGAAUGAUGUUCCUACGUUCAGAAGAGGAGGAGAUAAAGACUAGACGUGCCCGUUUUAAACUAAAUCAACGUGACAGUAACGUCUGGAAUGAAAGAUUCAAUCAAAAUCCCGCUUUAAUUGACAGCUUAAUGAGUGAAAUACCCGGAUUAGACAACUAUGGCGGUAACUUGACAGACGAAGCGUUAAAUCUUCCAGCAUAUAGUGCUGAUGGUAAAAACAUGAAAAAGAAAAAGUUAUUAAACAGUGCAUAUUAUCAUCGAUUUUGGGAGGAGAUUCGACCUGAUUACAUGCGUUUAUCGUUACGAAAAAGAGCUUUUUCUGACAGCAAUCUGUUUAUGUCGAUGACAUCACAACCACAAGUUGGAGGGAAAAGUUUAAACUAUUGCACAAAAGAGGAAUCAUUACAGAACAAACCUUGUAAAUAUUACAACCAGCGAUGGUCAUAUGCUGUUCCAUUUGAAAUCAUAUACCUUAACCCACUUAGCAAUUGGAAUCCUUAUAAUAUUACCUACAAAGGUCAUUACAAGAAUGACCCGGAAGCACAAUACGUUACAGAGAAAGGGAAACGAAAUGGCGGUAAUGAUAUUCAUACAGCAUAUAAUGGUACAAAUAGUUGGUAUUUUUUCCAAACCCCACAAAGUUUUUAUAGUGGAAAAGAAAGGAAAAGGGGAAACGCGGGAAACGGAGGCGUCGGUGUGUUAGAUCGAACCGGAAAAGUCAGAUAUACCAGGUCAGCAGGUAUUCGGGUAUUUCUUCCAGAAAUUAAAGAUAUAGGGAUCAUUCGUCAGAGAUACCCAAUCAUGCCACUCUAUAGCGAAGGUAACGCCGCGUAUAAAGAAAUGGAAUCUCUAAAAGACAUAGUUUUGGAAAAUAACAAAUAUCUGAAAAUGUUCCACAAUGUACUUGAAGAUGAAAGUAUUGAAAAAUUGAGAAAGAAACAGAUCAAAUUGUCUAUGAAAAGUGGGAUAACGCUGAUAAUGUCAAUGGCAACCAUAUCCAAUCCGGGUCCGCAUACUCAUUAUAUUGAUUUAUCAGCAGAAAACGUCAAAGCCUUAAAAUCGAAUAAAAAGUUAAAUGUUAGAAGCAGUGAGGAUAGUGGUCAUUUUCAUCGUGUUAAAAUUAUCUACCGGCCACAUCUUAGUAAUCCAUUCGUUAUGAAACGGUGUGACAACAAAAGGAAAUGUUGGGAUGGACAUAAAAAGCUUUUACUUGAAAACGAGGCGCAAAUGCCGGAAGUCGAAGAAGCGGGAAAAGACGUAAAUGAAGACGAGAGACCAGAGAGUUAUAAUGAAUAAAUUUUACACUAAUAUUUUUCUGGAUCUAAACACUAAAAAAUUGCUCUACAGAAUAUUUGAUUAAGAUGGCAUUUAUAUGCAUGUUGCAUGUUGCAAUUUGUUAUACCAGCUUACUAUGGGGAUAAAUCAUUUUGACUGUG